Candidozyma auris is the source of this 2019-nucleotide messenger RNA. It is a transcript of the gene ACS1, whose product is annotated as acetate--CoA ligase 1. Gene Ontology annotation, cellular component: cytosol. The transcript has a single exon. Lineage: Eukaryota; Fungi; Ascomycota; Pichiomycetes; Serinales; Metschnikowiaceae. Gene Ontology annotation, molecular function: AMP binding; acetyl-CoA synthetase activity. Bases 1 to 2019 code for a protein of 672 amino acids. The record is from RefSeq and is a predicted model, not a curated record.
AUGCCUGAAUCUUUGCUCAUGGAACAACAGAAGGCCCAGAACCCACCAAAGGGUUUCUUCGAAAGGGCCACCCGCAAGCCUCACUUGGAAAGCUUGGAUGACUACUACAAAUUGUACAAGCAGUCGGUGGAAGACCCCUACACGUUUUUCGGAACCCAGGCGAAAAAACUCUUGUCGUGGUCAAGACCCUUUGACGAGACGCGUUACCCCAGAGAAACCACCAACGACUUUGUCAAUGGCGAUUUGCCUGCGUGGUUUGUUGGUGGCCAGUUGAACGCCUGCUACAACGCAGUUGACCGCUGGGCCAUCUCGCAACCAGACAAGCCUGCCAUCAUUUACGAAGGUGAUGAACCCUAUACCGGCUACACCAUCACCUACGGCGAGUUGUUGAAGCAAGUUUCCAAGUUGGCCCAGUGCCUUGUUCGCUUGGGCGUCAAGAAGGGCGACACCGUUGCCGUGUACAUGCCCAUGGUGCCAGAGGCCUUGGUGACGCUUUUGGCCAUUGUCCGUAUCGGUGCUGUUCACUCUGUGAUUUUCGCUGGAUUCUCCUCUACCUCGUUGAAGGACAGAAUCGUCAAUGCCGACUCAAGAAUUGUCAUCACUGCUGACGAGUCCAAGCGUGGCGGCAAGACCAUUGAGACCAAGAAGAUCGUCGACGAGGCCCUCAAGGACUUGCCCCAGGUGAGAAACGUGCUUGUGUUCAAGAGAACAGGUUCUACCCACGUGCCUUUCCACAGACCAAGAGACUUGUGGUGGCACGAGGAGCUUGACAAGUACGGCAACUACUUUCCUCCAGUGCCUUGCGACUCCGAGGACCCCUUGUUCUUGUUGUACACAUCGGGCUCCACAGGUAAGCCAAAGGGUGUCCAGCACAAUGUGGCUGGCUACUUGUUGGGCGCUGCUUUGACUGCGAAGUACACCUUUGACUUGCAUGAGGAUGACAUUCUCUUCACCGCCGGUGACAUUGGAUGGAUCACCGGGCACACCUACGUGGUUUACGGUCCUUUGCUCAACGGUGCUACCACCGUAGUGUUUGAAGGUACACCAGCAUACCCAGACUACUCCCGUUACUGGCAAGUGGUGGACAAGUACAAGGUGACCCAGUUCUACGUUGCCCCUACUGCUUUGCGUUUGUUGAAGAGGGCUGGCACCUCUUUCAUCGAGAAACACAAGUUGGACUCCAUAAGAGUGUUGGGUUCUGUUGGUGAGCCUAUUGCCGCCGAGGUGUGGCACUGGUACAACGACAACGUUGGCCGUGGCAAGGCCCACAUCGUCGACACUUAUUGGCAGACUGAGUCUGGCUCUCACUUGUUGACCCCAAUGGCUGGUGUCACCCCCACAAAGCCUGGUUCUGCUUCUUUGCCUUCCUUCGGUGUCACUGCUCACAUUUUGGACCCCAUCACUGGCGAAGAGUUGAAGGAAGACGGCGUGGAAGGUGUAUUAGCCAUCAAGGAUGCUUGGCCCUCGAUCGCCAGAGGAAUUUACAACGACUACGCCCGCUUUGUCGACACUUACUUCAGUGCCUACAAAGGCUACUACUUCACGGGUGAUGGUGCUGCUCGUGAUAAGGAUGGCUUCUUCUGGAUCUUGGGCCGUGUGGACGAUGUGGUCAAUGUUUCUGGCCACAGAUUGUCCACUGCCGAGAUCGAGGCUGCUCUCAUUGAGCAUCACAUGGUGGCUGAGAGUGCUGUUGUCGGUUACGCUGAUGAGUUGACGGGCCAGGCUGUCGCCGCCUAUGUUUCUUUGAAGUCGACCUUCAAACCUGAUGACAAGGAGACCGUUGAAAACGUGAAGAAGGAGUUGAUUUUGACUGUUCGCAAGGAGAUUGGCCCAUUUGCCGCCCCCAAGUUGAUCUUGUUGGUGGAUGACUUGCCCAAGACACGCUCAGGUAAGAUUAUGAGAAGAAUCUUGCGUAAGGUAUUGGCCGGAGAGGAAGACCAGUUGGGAGACAUUUCGACCUUGUCGAACCCCAGUGUGGUGUCACAGAUCAUCGAUGUUGUGAAACAGUCUAGAAGGUAA